GAAAUCGGCUGCUUCGGCCUGUCUCCGCCCGGCCGCGCGCGCUUUGAGUGGAGGGCUCCGGCUCCCGCGCGCGGUUAGGCAUGGCGCUCUACUGAGCGACUUCCGCGGCGUGCGAUUCCACCCCCGGACUCCACUAAGCAUGAGCACUUCCUUCUUUUUUCUGCACAUUCUAGUGACUGAUUCCUCUUUGGGCUGGCUUUCCCUUAGGUUCUCUGGGCCUGUUCUUGCCACAGCGUGACUUUUUUCAGGGCCGUUGUAGGAGGCUCACGCAGGAGCUCUAUUCCUAUGAAGACCCCAUUGGUGGUUCCAGCGCCGCCACCAUGAACGGAGUCCAGAUCCCCCAUACGCCCAUCGCUGUGGACUUUUGGAGCCUGCGCCGGGCUGCUUCCGCACGGCUUUUCUUUCUGUCCCACAUGCACUCGGACCACACCGUGGGGCUGACUAGCACCUGGGCCCGACCCCUCUACUGCUCCCCAAUCACUGCUUUCCUCCUGCAUCGUCACCUACAGGUAUCUAAGCAGUGGAUCCGAGCCCUGGAGGUUGGUGAGAGCCAUGUCCUGCCUCUAGAUGAAAUUGGGCGAGAGACCAUGACCGUAACCCUAAUGGAUGCCAACCACUGCCCUGGCUCUGUCAUGUUUCUCUUUGAAGGAUACUUUGGAACCAUCCUCUACACAGGUGAUUUUCGAUAUACACCAUCCAUGCUAAAGGAGCCAGCCCUGAGCGUGGGGAAACAGAUCCAUACCUUAUACCUAGACAACACCAAUUGCAAUCCAGCUCUGGUUCUUCCUUCCCAAGAAGAAGCCGCCCGCCAGAUUGUCGAGCUCAUUCGAAAGCACCCAGAACAUAAUGUAAAGAUUGGACUCUAUAGCCUGGGGAAAGAGUCACUGUUGGAGCACCUGGCUCUGGAGCUGCAGACCUGGGUGGUACUGAGUCCUCGGCGCCUGGAGCUGGUGCAGCUGUUGGGCCUGGCAGAUGUUUUCACCAUGGAGGAGAAGGAGGGCCGCAUCCACGUCGUGGACCACCUGGAGAUCUGCCGUUCUGCCAUGCUGCGCUGGAACCAGACCCACCCGACCAUUGCUGUCCUUCCCACAAGCCGGAAAAUCCACAGCUCCCACCCCAAUAUCCACGUCAUCCCCUACUCUGACCAUUCCUCCUUCUCAGAGCUCCGUACCUUUGUCGCAGCGCUGAAGCCUUGCCAGGUGGUGCCCAUUGUCAGUCGGCAGCCCUAUAGGAACUACUUUGAGGACAGCCUGAGCCCCAGGCUCUCUGUGCCCCUGGUUCCAGCCUCUGUACAGCAAUACAUGAGUUUCUCCUCUAGAAAACCAAGCGUUCUCUGUCUGUUGUUAGAAAGGAAGCUAAAGAAGCCAAGAACCCGGGGUGUCGUGUUUGAAUCCCUUGAGGAAAAUGCUGAUCAAUCUCUAGCUGUCAGUGACUCAAAGAGGGCGGAGAAUGAGGACCUUUCUGGGAACCUUGAGAAGCAGCCCUCCCACCAUCCUUUGCGGAUCAAGAAGCAGUUGUUCCCAGAAGUCUGCAGCAAAGAAUGGGAUGGGGCAGUCCCUUUCCCUGAGUCCCAGAAGAUAUUGACUGCCCCCUUGGGCUUUUCAAUGCACUUAACAUCCACAGAUGAGGAACGUCUCUCUCCGGAAACGGGACAGGAAACUGGCGUAGGGCCCCACUGGGUCCCCAGAGGAGACAUUGAUGGCUCAGCAGCAUCAGGGAACCAGAGCACCUGGAGGGGCCGGGAUUCGCCCCUGCCUCAGAGCAGCAACGCAGCCCCUCUGUUGGCUCCUGAGUUCAGGGGCUUAGCACUAAAAUACCUUCUGACUCCAGCGAACUUUUUCCAGGCAGGCUUCUCUUCCAGGGGCUUUGACCAGCAAGUGGAAAAAUACCAUAAAUCCUUGCUGAGUCAAACCUCGUUUGAUCCAACAUCCAUCUAGCUUUGAAGACAGUGGCUGAAGGCUGGUGGGGAGAGUUUGGUCAGGGCCUUACUUUUCUAUCUUCACAGGAUCCUAUGGGCUCACCCUAGAGCAACACUUCUGAAAGUGUGUUCCUUGCACGCCUGAUGCCUAUGGAAUCCUUAGUUUAUACUUGACAGUGUUUAAGAAACACUUUUAAUUAUAACCUCUUCACACUAUGAGCACAUUUAAGGUUCUAAGAAGGCCUUCAGUAACUUAAUCUGUUUACAUUUGUUUAACAUGGUAUUUUGUCAACUUUUUUGAACGUGCAUUCCUUUUAUGUGGCUGCAGAAAGAUAAGAGUCUGAAUCAGAAUGGCCCAGGUUAAAAAAUAAAAAAAAAAUUAAAAACAAAGAUAAAGGAGCGGCCGGUUAGCUCAGUUGGUUAGAGUGUGGUGUUAAUAACACCAAGGUUGCCGGUUCGAUCCCCACAUGGGCCACCAUGAGC
This is a messenger RNA of Rhinolophus ferrumequinum (greater horseshoe bat), 2401 nucleotides long. It is a transcript of the gene DCLRE1B, whose product is annotated as DNA cross-link repair 1B. The record is from RefSeq and is a predicted model, not a curated record. Gene Ontology annotation, biological process: double-strand break repair via nonhomologous end joining; protection from non-homologous end joining at telomere; interstrand cross-link repair. The transcript is spliced from 4 exons. Lineage: Eukaryota; Metazoa; Chordata; Mammalia; Chiroptera; Rhinolophidae. Bases 321 to 1937 code for a protein of 538 amino acids. Gene Ontology annotation, molecular function: 5'-3' DNA exonuclease activity; damaged DNA binding.